This is a messenger RNA of Galendromus occidentalis (western predatory mite), 1789 nucleotides long. RefSeq lists its product as uncharacterized. NCBI's taxonomy places the organism in Eukaryota, Metazoa, Arthropoda, Arachnida, Mesostigmata, Phytoseiidae. The record is from RefSeq and is a predicted model, not a curated record. Bases 408 to 980 code for a protein of 190 amino acids. The transcript is spliced from 3 exons.
CGAGGGGAGAGAUUCGAGGAAAAAAGUAUAGUCCGUUGUGUGUUUUCGUCGUUGUCUGAUGUUCUUGCUGCUCAUUCAGGAACCUCGAAAAUCCCUUGCUCGGAACCCAUCGCCGGAGUGUUCUGAUCUGCGUCUUUGUUGUUGUUGUGUCCCCUGGAACAGGAAGGAUAGGCUCGGAGCAAGGAAGCGGCGGCGGUCAGCGAUCAGCUGCUCCAGCAAGUGACGGAUCCGGUCUACCGUCGCCCAUCACUGAGCGAGUACUGCGGAACCAAUAGCCAGUUUCAGGUUGGUUGGUCGGUCGGUGCGUCCGUCCCUCCGUUCGGCCUUAUUAUGGGCGACUGCGACGAUGACGGCGAAUCGGCAGUCACUUGUACCUGAGUCUCCGAGAGGUGCACACGCGACACCAUAUGACAACGAAAUAUUUAUCUGCGGCUUUCGUGUGGCUCCUCUGCUCUGAUUGUAGUGAUGUGAUUUGCCAGGCACGGAUGAAAAUGAAUCAAGUAGUCAACGAUGUGCCUCUCAUCAAGGGCUACUCAGAUUUCUCGAUGAAACAACUCGACGGAUUCCAAGGAAUCAGUCUGGAACUCAACUUUCUCGACGGUGAACUCAACUUUGAAGUCACUCGAGACAAUUACGCUCUCAUCGAAGAUGACGUGAUCAAGGUGACCUCGCACGAAGUUUCGGAUGACGAAGACGAAGAUCCGAUAAUUGUGGUACCAUUACAACGAAUUUCUGAAACGAAUUUCUUCCGCUUCCAACGAAAUCCCUCUUCUGGCGAAUUCCUGGUGGGGUUUAAGCCAAACUCGUUUCUAGUUAUGAUGCAUCCGCGCAAUGGCCGAGAUCUCCGAGCUUUUGUCUGCAUCGGCAAAGAGUUUCUUGAAUGCGAUGGGGACACAAUUGUUAGGUAUUUGAGAAGAUUCGAAGGACUUGAGAGCCUUUCGAUAGACUUUCAGAAAAGGACGGCGAAACUGAAGCUUUGAAUUGAGUAUUUAUUCAUUUUAUUUGACUUGGAGUUAUUAUUCUACAAUGGUCACUACGAUUGACCCGCAGGCCCUGGGUCGCAUCCUGUCUUUCGAUCAAAUGGUCGAGAGUAAGCCUCUAGAAUCGAGAAAAUAGGCUAGCGGAACGAAGCUCAUAGGGAUAGCUGUUCCAAGCAAGAACCAUCCGUUGCAAAGACGAACUGAGAAAAGCAUGGGGAGCAAUAUUGGUAGUUUGAUAUGAGCAGUUGGCGGGAGCGGCGUUGAGAGAGAACCGCAUCCGUUAUCGAUAGAGAGCGGGGUAAGGUUUGGUGGACUGAGCAGACAGCUAGACACGAUAGUCUGUCAGUGCUGAGUUGCCUUACGGUGAUGAUAGACGAAUGUUUGUAAAAAUGCGAUGCUGAGAGGAUACGGAGAUACAGUACGACUGGGGCUGCUAAGAAUUGCACGGAAGAUCUAAGAAACCCUUGCGAAGAAGAGUUCCUCCCACCGAGGCGUCGGAGCCGAUGUAUGCAGAAUUUGAGCGAGGAUAGUUUGCAUCGGAGUUGGCCUCCAAAAACCAGAGUAGCAGAGUCGAAUAUCUGAGUAGCUCAAGCUGGCUCGAUCAAAGCUGAGUAAUACGCUUGUGUCGUCCGCAAACAGCUUGACUUUGAGAUCAGGCGAGAGCGAGUUUGCGUUAGAAAGGAGGCUGCGCACGUGAACGAGGAACAGAAUGGUCCCAAAACCAAUGCCUGGAAACCUCCUUCGUCAAGUUCACAAGCGUCCGAUUGGAUACCGCCAGUCGUCACCACAACUACUCUACUUGAGAGGCA